Molecule: messenger RNA, 4039 nt
Organism: Diachasmimorpha longicaudata
Lineage: Eukaryota; Metazoa; Arthropoda; Insecta; Hymenoptera; Braconidae
Product: GATA zinc finger domain-containing protein 14-like
Exons: 3
Coding region: 261-3731 (1156 amino acids)
Source: RefSeq, a predicted model, not a curated record
UGGGGAUGCCAAGCCAAGCCAGGACUAUCCCUAAUGUUGUCGUUAAGACGUUAACUAACAUAAUCGUUGGAAAGUUGCUGUUCAAUGGCUGUACGCCGUAUCAUCUUAUAAUUUUUGUUUAUUAACUUCCAAAACGUUUUGAACGUGUGCGUAAUUUAUUUCUGGAAUCCAAAUGCCAGAGCUCAGUGCAAAAAUCAAAGAAAUUUAAUUGUCCCAGUUCAUCACAAUUUUUUUAAAUCUGAAAUCAAAAGGACUUUGAAAUGGCUAAAAGACGGAGCAUGAACAGACGAUGGUCCAGGCGAUCAACAAAUAAUUCGGCAAUUCUGAAUGAUGACACAAACUUUCUCGAGGGGAUUUCUCUUUGUCUUUGGUCAGGAGACGACGACUACUGGCAUUACCUCAACCAAACGAACUCUCGUCCACCUUCAGGAGUAAAUAUUACAGCGGCUACCGCAGUACUCGAUCCCGACUCAAACAUGAUGGAUUCCACUGUUUCAACUACACAUUGGGAGUAUCUUGGAAAAUCCAGUGACAAUAUACUCCAACAAUUGCCCGCAAAUUCAUCAAAACUAUCAAAGAAAGGAGAUGCUGCUAGUGAAAAUUCCCCUGAAGAUUCUUCAGACGAGGAAGUCUCCGUGAAAGUACGAAAGAAACGACCCCUCCUGGGACCACCAAGGAAACCAAAGGCAAAAGAAAUCCUGUCUGUGAGUUCUUCGGAGUCUGCAGUAGAACCAAGCGUUCAUUCACCAUCACACAAUUCUCCAGCGUUUCCAGGCAAAUCUCCACCUCAGCCGGAUUCAAUGAACAGUUCAGAAUCUACGAAGGUCGAGAAAAGACGUCCCCGUUUCAGGAAACAAAAGGUCAAGCGAGUAGGCCACAGUAUGGUUAUAUCCGACGAUUCUGUUGUCCUGCCGUCCCAAGAAUCCAGAGGAACCAGGAUCAAACCUAGGGCCACCUUUUUCAAUAGAUCUUCCGAGAAGAUAAAUUCUACAUCGAACCUGGUGGAGGAGAGAACUCCUCAAGAACGCAGUGCUAGUGACAGUGACACAAAUGAACCCAUAUUCUUACCUCGAAAGAAAUUUGAACGAGUAAGAAAAUUGAAAGUAUCCGAGAACCCCUUCGUUGGCAUUCUCGAUGACAGUGAACCCCAAAACCAAACUGUUGAGAUCUCUUCAAAGGCUAACAAAAGCCAGACUAGACAUAGCGACUCCGGGAAUUUGGCGUCUCAGAUAAAUUCAGUGAGCGUACAUUCUCAGAAGCAUUCAGGUGGAGAUGAUGAAGAAUCAGAAUUGAGUAUUUCAGAAGAAUUGAAAAUUGGUAGAUCGACGAAAGAUCCAGAUGAUGGCCAGAGCUUUCAAAAUCCAGAAGCCAAUACUAUUGUUGGACAAGAGACAGUAAUCGGCAAAUCCAAAAAUAACCAGAACCGUUCCAGGACAUCCAAGAAUAGAAAAGUUUCUGAAAAUGCAAACAAUACAGUAAAUAGUCUUCGAAAGAGCAGUUCUGUUGAAGGUGAAAUUAUGAAUGAUUCGAAGACCUCGAAAGGACGGACAGGAUGGAGUCAGUCUAGUAAAAAUUCAGUCCAUCAGUCAUUUAAUUUAGGGGCGAUCGACGACCCCGGAGAGCGGGAAACUUCUUCGAAGUCCGUGAACAGAUCUACGUACAUAUCGAAGGCUCAAUCUGUUCGAUCAGAACAUUCUCCAUCUCCAAUAAAUUCUCCAUCGAUAUCCGAACAUGUAGAACAACGCGAACGUCCUCAGGAAUCUAUGAAAACGAAUGAAAGAGAUGGUACACGAAGAUCACGUAUCAGCAGCAAGAAAAAUUCAAGGGGAGAACUUUCAUUACAUCAGACGAAAGGUAGUAAUCAGAAUGAAAGUCAGAUGGAUCGGUCAGCCACAUUGGCGUAUCCUCAAUUAAAAGGACAUCAUCAACAGAAGGAAAUAAAUUCUUAUGAAGAAAUGAAUUCUGAAACUGAGAUGAAUAAUUCAAAAAAUCACAGAAAUGUUGCAUCGAUCUCUGAUAACGCAGAGAUUACCAAUAUCAUUCACAGUCCAACUAAUCGUCCAGUUAGCAAUCGACAUUCUCACCCGAAAGGACAAGACGAGCAACACAAAGUUAAUUCUGACAGUGAAUUAGACGCAGAAACAGUCAGUGAAAAAGAGUUAAUCUUUUCUGAGAAUAAAUAUGACGCCUCAGGAUCGGAAAUCCGAUUUGCUAUGACAGACAGUUUUGUCGCUCCAAAUGAAAAAACACCCAGAGAAGCCAGUAAAAAUACGAUGCGGGUUACUAGACAUUCUGCUGAUAGUAAAGCCUCCAACGCUUCUUUGAAUAAUCCUAAGCACAUUCAUAGUCCUAAUACAUCAAGAGUUAAAAAAUCAACUGGUGAUAAGAAUCGCGACACUUCACAUCAUUCUUCAUCCAGCCCAUUAACACCUUUCUCAGAAAUGUCUUCAAAUAAAUUGCGAUUGACAAAGUCUAAAAAUCCUGAAGGAGCAGGAGAGAUUGAAAUCCAGCGACGUUCAAGUGCUGGAUCGUUUGGGGCAUCUCAAAGUUCAAUUUUGGCGACCACAAAAUUGUCGAACAGCUCCAAAAGAUCGAUAGAAAUAAAUGACCAUAUUAAGGAGGCGGAAUUAAAAGUUCGUGACUUCGAAAAUCUCAGGAGAUCUGAUCCUUCUCUUUAUGAACUCCCCCCUCAGCAGAGAAGUCCUUCGGUCAGUUUAUCAGAGUCUGAUCACGCAAGUACAUCUUCUAUAAGACUGACAAAAUCGAUGAAACGUUCACUUGUUGUCAAUGAAACUUCUCACAUGACCACGAUGAAACAGAAAUGGGGGCGUCCAGAAUCUGAUGAUAGGGAGCAACAGCCUUUGGUUAAGAAGUCUCUAUCGGCAUCUCUCAGUUUAUCAGAAUCUCCAAGGCAUCCAAUACCUCAAUUGAUUAGUGUUGAUGCACAAGAGGAUGAAAACACUAUACCAACGAACGCGCAAAUAGAGUCAACACCCUCAUCUGGAGUUCUGAGGAAGGCUGAAAGUAUUUCUGAAGUUGAUUGGCCAAUGCACCAGAGUAAUUUUAGACAAUUGAAGAAGGACAUCCUGGUGAGACGUAGUAAACAGCAGGUCCUUGAAAAAUCUUGGACUUUAAGUGCUCCUUUCAAUCCGGAGGAGUUUAAGAAAAAGCUGAAAGAGAGCAAGAGAGUUUUGGAAAGGAUGAGGUCUAAGGAAAAUGAAGUUGAAUGUGAGAGAACUGAAAAGAAAAAUGAGAACGUAAAGAAGAUGGCGAAGGCAUUCAAGGAGUUGAAGAAACCGAGGAAGCCGGAGAAAAUUCUAGAUAGAGCUUAUAUUGUAAAUGGAAAGAUCUACAAACGACCAAAACUCCCUAGACCUAAACCCUGGGCUACCCACAAUCUUUAUCAAUUUCUCUGGAAGAAAAUGGAACCCAAGUUUGGAGAGCAAUGCAGAGUCAAGUCUGAGAAAUUUAUCAUGGAACUCAAUGAAGCAAUGACUGUCAUUAUGAGGCGAAAGAAAUACGAAAACUACAAGGGGGAACUAAUAAGUUUGUUGAGAAGAAUGGCUCAAUUGGGAAUAAUUGAGACCAGGCACGAUUUCCAUGGAUUUUGUCACGACUUUUUACCUUUUCAAUUUAGGAUCAAAGUUGUACCCAUGCUACAAGCUGGUAACACUCAUAAUAUUCCCUUUGAACCGGACAAACUGAUGGAGCCCAUUUUGGAGUACAAUUAAUUUACGUUAACAGUUAUAUGUUUUUUUUCGUGUCUUUAACUUGACUCAAUUAACGGUGGUUAAUAGAUAUAAUUAUAUGGAAUUAAGUCGGUCAUUCGGAUGUAAACAGCCAGUUACUGGAUAACAAAUGUUAAAAAGAAUAAUAAGAUGACAGUUUCAUAGUUAAGAUAAAGAAUAAUUUAACUGAUUUCUUCAAUUUAUUUCAACUUAAUUUCCGAGAAGAAUGAUAAAUUUUAAAGAGACGUGAACUUGUGGAAGGAAAUGAGAAGUUUUGUUUGCUUCAAAUAAAUUUGUUUCAGAUAUUAGAA